AGCGCCUCGCUGGGUGUCGGCGCCAAGACGACGCGGGAAGCCGCCACUACAGCAGCCGCCACCACAGCAGCCACCACAGCCGCCGCCGCCGCCGCCGCUGGCCAAGGUGCUGGACAAGACAGGCCCGUGGGCCAGCUCGCCAGCUCCGGCACCCGCUGCAGCCGCCGCUGCCUCGCUCCCCGACCGGUCCCCAUGGAAGAGAUGGAAGAGGAGUUAAAAUGCCCCGUCUGUGGCUCCUUCUAUCGGGAGCCCAUCAUCCUGCCCUGCUCUCACAAUUUAUGUCAGGCGUGCGCCCGCAACAUCCUGGUGCAGACCCCGGAAUCAGAGUCCCCUCAGAGCCGUCGGGCCUCGGGCUCUGGGGUCUCCGACUAUGACUAUCUGGACCUGGACAAGAUGAGCCUGUACAGCGAGGCGGACAGCGGCUAUGGCUCCUACGGGGGUUUCGCCAGCGCCCCCACUACCCCGUGCCAGAAGUCCCCCAACGGCGUCCGCGUGUUUCCCCCAGCUAUGCCGCCACCCGCCACCCACCUGUCACCGGCCCUGGCCCCGAUACCCCGCAACUCCUGUAUCACCUGCCCCCAGUGCCACCGCAGUCUCAUCUUGGAUGACCGGGGGCUCCGCGGCUUCCCCAAGAACCGUGUCCUGGAAGGGGUGAUUGACCGCUACCAGCAGAGCAAAGCCGCGGCCCUCAAGUGCCAGCUCUGCGAGAAGGCGCCCAAGGAGGCCACGGUCAUGUGCGAACAGUGCGAUGUCUUCUACUGCGACCCGUGCCGCCUGCGCUGCCACCCGCCACGGGGACCCCUAGCCAAGCACCGCCUGGUGCCCCCAGCUCAGGGCCGCGUGAGCCGGAGACUGAGCCCGCGAAAGGUCUCCACCUGCACAGACCACGAGCUGGAGAACCACAGCAUGUACUGCGUGCAGUGCAAGAUGCCCGUGUGCUACCAGUGUUUGGAGGAGGGCAAACAUUCCAGCCACGAAGUCAAGGCUCUGGGAGCCAUGUGGAAACUGCACAAGAGCCAGCUCUCCCAGGCGCUGAACGGACUGUCAGACAGGGCCAAAGAAGCCAAGGAGUUCCUGGUACAGCUUCGCAACAUGGUCCAGCAGAUUCAGGAGAACAGUGUGGAGUUUGAAGCGUGCCUGGUGGCCCAGUGUGAUGCCCUUAUCGAUGCCCUGAACAGAAGGAAAGCCCAGCUGCUGGCCCGUGUCAACAAGGAGCAUGAGCACAAGCUGAAGGUGGUUCGGGAUCAGAUCUCUCACUGCACUGUGAAACUGCGCCAGACCACGGGUCUCAUGGAGUACUGCUUGGAGGUGAUUAAGGAAAAUGAUCCUAGUGGCUUUUUGCAGAUUUCUGACGCCCUCAUAAGGAGAGUGCACCUGACUGAGGAUCAGUGGGGGAAAGGCACACUCACGCCCAGGAUGACCACGGACUUUGACUUGAGCCUGGACAACAGCCCUCUGCUGCAAUCCAUCCACCAGCUCGACUUCGUGCAGGUGAAAGUCCUAGCAACACCCAUCCUACAGCUGGAGGAAUGUUGCACCCACAACAACAGCGCUACACUGUCCUGGAAACAGCCACCCCUGUCCACGGUGCCCGCCGAAGGAUACAUUCUGGAGCUGGAUGACGGCAAUGGUGGUCAGUUCCGGGAAGUGUAUGUGGGGAAGGAGACAAUGUGCACUGUGGACGGGCUUCACUUCAACAGCACAUACAACGCUCGAGUCAAGGCCUUCAACAAAACAGGAGUCAGCCCGUACAGCAAGACCCUGGUCCUCCAGACGUCCGAGGUGGCCUGGUUUGCUUUCGACCCUGGCUCAGCGCACUCGGACAUCAUCUUCUCCAAUGACAACCUGACAGUGACCUGCAGUAGCUAUGAUGACCGGGUGGUGCUGGGGAAGACUGGCUUCUCCAAGGGAGUCCACUACUGGGAGUUAACGGUAGACCGCUAUGACAACCACCCCGAUCCUGCCUUUGGCGUGGCUCGCAUCGACGUGAUGAAGGAUGUGAUGUUAGGAAAGGACGACAAAGCUUGGGCAAUGUAUGUGGACAAUAACCGGAGCUGGUUCAUGCACAACAACUCGCACACCAACAGAACUGAGGGAGGGAUCACAAAAGGGGCCACCGUUGGGGUCCUCCUCGACUUAAAUAGGAAAACCUUGACAUUUUUUAUCAACGAUGAGCAGCAAGGCCCCAUAGCAUUUGAGAACGUGGAGGGCAUGUUCUUCCCUGCGGUCAGCCUGAACAGGAACGUGCAGGUAAGCGCCGCACCCCCGCGUGUGAAACGGCUUCCGCUGACCGCUGCACCCAAGGCAGCCCACGGGCGUUAAAUCAAGCUGACUGUGUAAGGCCCAGACCCAGACAAGGAGGAAGGGAGGAGAGAAAGGGAUCCACGUUGACAGCUGGUACGGUUCCACACCAGCAGAAGCCCCUUCUUUCUUUGGACACAGUCUAGUUAACAGCACGUGAGAAACUGGAAUUCUGCUCAUGGUUUGCUAACGACCCUCCCUCUAGCUCUAGUUUUGUCUCUAAGUAGAAAGGAAAGCCUUUAGUCAACUGCCAUGAAAACAAAUGAAAUGACUUACACAAAGCCCCACGAGUGCCUGAGAAGAAGUGAAGGUGUAAGAUGGAAAUGAUAGUAUUGUAUCGUUCUCAGAAAAUUUGAGCAUCUUCUCUGUACUCUUGUUCAGCUCUGUUAGAUGGGAAGGGGUAGAAAAGAUAGUCUCUACCUACCAGUUAGUUACUUGUGAUUUAUUGUGGAUAUAAAAUGACAGAUUCUUCUCAUUCAUUCAUUCAACAAAUAUCUAUUGAAUGCCUUUAACAUGCCAGGCACUAUUGUAAGUAUUUGGGAUAUAUCAGUGGAGGAAAAAAAAACAUAAUCUUACCAUCAUAGAGCUUACAUCCUAGUUAUAGAAUACAGACAAUAAAUAUUAAGCACAAUUACUACAUUAAUUAUAUGGUAUGUCAGAAGGUGGUUAGUACCAUGCAGAAAAGACCAAGGGUAGGGCAAGAGGACCAGGAGUGCUGGGGAUGGGGCAGUUGUGGUCUUAAAUAGGAUGGGCAGUGUACACAGGCCUUAUUGAAGCCACAGGUGAACUGAGCCUUUAAAGAAGGGGAGGAAGGGAACUGUGCAGAAGUUUCCAGGCAGAGGGAACAGCCUAUGCAAAGUUUCUAAGGCAUGAGGGGCCUUGCCUGGGCAAGGAAGGGCGAAGAAGCCAGGGGCUGGGGUAGGGGGUGGGUAUCAGAGCCCUGCUAGCCACUGUUAGGACUUAGAUUUCACUUCCCUCCUGUGCUGGGCCUCUCAUUAACCACUAUAAGCCUCAUUCAGCAGGUGGUUGCCUUAAGAUAGGGCUCAAGAAUCAAAACACUGCAGAUGAUUUUUGCCCUAUCCAGAACCACAGUCUUGGAAGCUAUUAAAAUAUAUAUAUAUUGUUAUCCAUCAACGUGUGCAAUAACAGUGAUCACAACCCAGUGAGGCCUGCUCUUCACUCUUCCUGGAAGUAGAUGGGGUCUUCUGGGAGGCUGGAAUCUAAUCUUUCAGACUUCAGGCUCUACAUUAGGUGAAAAAAAACCACAAAAUAUAAUUGCUGUAGAAAUUAAUCUCAGAAGAAAUUGCAUUCAACGUUUUCCACAAGUUAGCCAUUUCCCUUUCAAAGAAUAUCGUACUAGGUGCUCUUCUGGGAUUUUCAGGACAUUCUGAGUAUCUGCGGAUAAAGACUUGGGCUGGGGCAGACAGGGACGAGACGGGGGAAAUGACGGCACUGCAUGAAACGGUUCUAGCCUCGUCCACGCAGCUGUCCAUGGAGGUGUGAGGUUGAACAGAAAUUGCUGAAAGUAUGAGCGCUGUGUUUCUUCAUCGCUGGCAAUCAUCUGUGCAACCCCAGAAAGAAAGACUUGCCCUAGUUGGAAUAACUAGGAGACAAGUAAUAAGGGGAGGGCUGUCUCUGCUAAUCUGUCCUUUGUCCAUGGCUUUGACAGAGGUCACGCCGGUGUGGCCAGCAGGUGUCACUACCUGCAAAUCAAUGCCUGUGUCUUCAGUCGUAAGGAACACAAUAUCCCCAGAAUCCUUUCAAAGAGGCAGGUGGCUAAGAACCAUAUAAUCAAGUGUCACCAGGAUUUGGGAGCCCACCAUGGUGGCCAGGCUCUUACCAUGGGCAGAAUUCUGCUAGAAUUCUCUUUAAUGUCUGCUAGCACAGAUGUUAAAGAGGAGCACACCCACUGUAUGCUGUGUUCGGGGGCGGGGGGGGGGACACGGGGUUCCUCGCAGGACUCACAGUCUCGUUCCCCAGGUGACGCUUCACACCGGGCUCCCAGUCCCCGACUUCUACUCCAGCAGAGCAUCAAUAGCCUAAGGAUGUGCCCUGGAGGCGCCAGCUGCCUGUUCUUACCUCUGCCUGAGAGCCACAGCGAGCAGCUCAGCCAGCCGCGGUGGGAGGCAGAGCUGGCAGGAGAGGGCCGAGGAGGAGAGAAAAGCUGGGCCUCUACCGUAGUCACACCCACAGCUUUGCCCCCUUCCCUUCCGAGCCCUCCUCUGCUGUCACACCUGCGUCCACUUCCACGUUCAGCAACUCUAACCAACAGAGGAUCUAGACCGCCCACCACGUCACUUCCUUCCACUCCCAGAUUUUGCUUUUAUUUAACUUAAUUUUUUAUGUAGGUGACUUAUCUUUUGUUUCUUUUCUGAUCAGGUUAUUGGUGACUUACUGAACUGUCACUGCCAAGAGAAAAUUCUCUUGCUAACGUUUUUCUUAAGCUUUCUGGCAAACAACAAAGUUAUAGGGGGAGGUAAUGAGCUGAACUUGGAGCUUGCAGCUCACCUCCUAGAAUCUUCUUGCCCUGUUCCUCCCAUGCAGUGUCAGCUCUGCAUAGCUACUCUUUGGGAGGUGGGCAGAGUGAAUCUAGUAUUGAGAAAUUUUACUACCACUGAAGCACAAAACUAUCAGCUACACAGGUUCACGGCAGGGUAGGAUCAUUAGGAUGGUUCUAUAAUUCAGACAAGUCAGAAACCCUGGCCACUGUAUAAAUGAGAAAGUCUCUAGACAUAGGCAAACCAGGGGACAUAAUGAUUUGGUUCGUUUAUUUAAUACAAGCUUUUAACUGAGAACCUACCAGGACCAGGCACUGUUCUAGACACUAGAACACUGUGUUCUAGACACUGUGGGGAAACAGUGGUGAACAGACAGGCAUAGUCUCUGCCAUUCUGGAGCUUUUAUUCUAGUAGGAGAACGAAGCAAAAAUAAAAUAAUUACAAAUUGUUAUAGGUAGUAGAAAGGAAAUAGGCAGGGUCAAAGAGGCUCUUUGCAAGAUCUUUCAGGUUUCCUAUUAUAGAAUGAUGCUAAAAAUCCAUACAUUCUGGCCAUAGCACCAGAAACGUACCAACUCAAUGCCUUUUCAACUGCGCUACUUUAAUUAUGGUACCUGCUGCCACACAUCACAGAGCCCUUCUUUGGUAGAAAUCAUGUCAGCAUUCUUAUUUGUUAAUGCUGCAAUGAUACUAAGCCUUAAAAACACAUGGUUAGAGGUCAGAGGACCCGUUCUCAGUAACGGGGGAUAGUGAGUUGCAGUCCACAGCGUCCACAUUCUCAGGAUAAACACGCUUAUCUCCAUAUAGACUGUGCCUGUUACAAAUGGAAAAUCCAUCCACUCUGCUGCCAGUCACCGCCUGACUUUCUGGAGUAGUCCACAUGAUACUUGGGAAAACAUGGACGUGUAUGUCAUUACCAUGACUGAUAGAGUAAUAACACAUAUGGCUUCUAUAUAGAGAUCGACUUACAGAAGUUACUCUUCAGAUUCUUCAGUUUGACAUGAAGUUUUAGGAAAGGUAGGAUCUGGGAAGAAGGUCUUAGUUGUCUAAAUAUUUUCCAGUGAGCCAAGACAUUGACCAUGAAAAAACAAGAAUAACACAUAGAAGAGAUAGGAUGGGAAAGCUAACAAAUUAAAGUUUUGGCAAAAAGUCAUAUAUGUAAAUAGCUAAUUGAUUUACUUUUGUUCUUUAUUUAGAUUAUUUCUAUCAGUUACAAUCAGUUUUUCUAGUUAGGUGUACCUAAUUUAUUGAAUGGGUGCUAUCCUGUUUAUGUCUAUUUUGGUUUUUCUUGGCUACAGGCAAACUCUGUUGCAGGGCAACACUAGUUUGAUAUUUGAUUUACUCUCCAAUGAGACUCCAUGGCUGGGCCGCUGUAGACUCACAGUUACUCUUGUUCUUUAUUAAAUUCAUCCUGCUAAUUAGAUUUCUAGUGACUUGUAACAUGUAGUUUACACUGAAUUGCAAUUAUAGAUGCAUACAGCUACUGUACUAGAAAAAUUGUCAUUUCGGGUGUGCCAAUAAAUGAUUUUUAUGAGCGAA
This is a messenger RNA of Lemur catta (Ring-tailed lemur), 6335 nucleotides long. It is a transcript of the gene TRIM9, whose product is annotated as tripartite motif containing 9. Bases 193 to 2322 code for a protein of 709 amino acids. The transcript has 9 exons. The record is from RefSeq and is a predicted model, not a curated record. Gene Ontology annotation, molecular function: zinc ion binding; protein binding. NCBI's taxonomy places the organism in Eukaryota, Metazoa, Chordata, Mammalia, Primates, Lemuridae.